CAAAGGAGUCCUCCGCGCUCGACCGCGCUCAUAAGAGAAACAGCGUGUGUGGUUCUUGACGUGCCGCGAACCUUCGAACACCAGUGCUGUACUACCCUGUGAGGAAGCGUUCCAGCGACUCUCCUGUUCCCACCACCUCAGUUACCAGCGCGACGUGCUGUUUCGCCCCAGACUCGAUGCCCGUCACAGGCUCGUCCCAUGGCCCUCGUUUCUGCUGAUUCCCGAAUUGCAGAGCUUCUCACAGAGCUCCAUCAGCUGAUCAAGCAAACCCAGGAAGAGCGUUCGAGGAGCGAGCACAACUUGGUGAACAUCCAGAAAACCCAUGAGCGAAUGCAGACUGAGAACAAGAUUUCUCCUUAUUACCGGACAAAGCUGCGUGGCCUCUACACAACCGCCAAGGCCGAUGCGGAGGCUGAGUGCAACAUCCUCCGCAAAGCGCUGGAUAAGAUAGCUGAGAUCAAGUCUCUGUUGGAAGAGAGGCGGAUCGCGGCCAAGAUCGCAGGUCUCUACAAUGACUCGGAGCCCCCACGGAAGACCAUGCGCAGAGGGGUGCUGAUGACGCUGCUGCAGCAGUCAGCCAUGACCCUGCCCCUCUGGAUCGGGAAGCCUGGUGACAAGCCCCCACCGCUCUGUGGAGCCAUUCCAGCCUCAGGGGACUAUGUGGCCAAACCUGGAGACAAGGUGGCUGCUAGAGUGAAGGCUGUGGAUGGGGAUGAGCAGUGGAUCCUAGCUGAAGUAGUCAGUUACAGCCAUGCUACCAACAAGUAUGAGGUAGACGACAUUGAUGAAGAAGGGAAAGAGAGACACACCCUGAGCCGUCGGCGCAUCAUCCCACUGCCCCAGUGGAAAGCUAACCCUGAGACAGACCCUGAGGCCUUGUUUCAGAAGGAGCAGCUGGUGCUGGCCCUAUAUCCCCAGACCACCUGCUUCUACCGUGCCCUGAUCCACACACCCCCACAGCGGCCUCAGGAUGACUACUCAGUCCUGUUUGAAGACACCUCCUAUGCAGAUGGCUACUCCCCUCCUCUCAAUGUGGCCCAGAGGUACGUGGUGGCUUGUAAGGAGCCCAAGAAAAAGUGAAGCUGGGGGCAGGCUAGAGUCUGCCACUGCCGACCUCACAGGAGAAGGCAACAAAGGAGUUCCUGUAAUCAAAUAAAUACUCUUCCCUCU
Molecule: messenger RNA, 1170 nt
Organism: Peromyscus eremicus (cactus mouse)
Lineage: Eukaryota; Metazoa; Chordata; Mammalia; Rodentia; Cricetidae
Gene: Sgf29
Product: SAGA complex associated factor 29
Exons: 10
Coding region: 199-1080 (293 amino acids)
Cellular component (GO): SAGA complex
Source: RefSeq, a predicted model, not a curated record